This is a messenger RNA of Solea solea (common sole), 2389 nucleotides long. It is a transcript of the gene padi2, whose product is annotated as peptidyl arginine deiminase, type II. The coding region runs from base 122 to 2209 and encodes 695 amino acids. Gene Ontology annotation, molecular function: calcium ion binding; protein-arginine deiminase activity. Lineage: Eukaryota; Metazoa; Chordata; Actinopteri; Pleuronectiformes; Soleidae. Gene Ontology annotation, cellular component: cytoplasm. The transcript is spliced from 16 exons. The record is from RefSeq and is a predicted model, not a curated record.
GCUAUGAGCUCAGUAUAAAGCCGUGCUGCCUUCGUCGUCCCUCAUCUCCACAUUUCUCCAGCAACACAGAGCAACAGCUGCAGAAAUCAUUCAACGAAUCGGAGGCAAAUACCAACCGGCAAUGAACCAACAAGUGACACAGACGCGUAUUCCAGCCGCCCUGCAACAACAAAAGAGAAAAAGCACCGCAAAGUCCCAGCGAACAUGUCGCCUGGACACGGACACACCGCAAGGAGUCGUUCAUGUUGUUGGGACCACUUUGAAGACAAACCUGAGCAGGAGUGCUCCACCCAGCUCCAAGUUCUUCUCUGUGAAGUGCACCCCCAAUGUUGAGUACAGCAUCAAACCCUCACCCCCUGAGACGUCCCACCUCUCUCCCAUCCUGCUCAAUGGCAGCUCAGUGCUACUCAUCUGCAUGAAAAGGGCCAGUCAACAUGAAAACGACAGCAAGCUGUCUGUCCGGUACUAUGGAGGGGACAAAGAGGUUCUGGGGCAUGCAAUUCUACACCUGACGGCUCUUGAAAUCUCUCUGGAUGUGGAUGCUGACAGAGACGGCGUUGUGGAGAAGAACAACCCUAAUAAGGACUCCUGGACAUGGGGUCCUAAUGGCCAUGGAGCCAUCGUCUUGGUCAAUUGUGACUCAGAGCGAAAAUAUUGGAAGAAACUGGAUGCCGAACAGAAAUACAUCUCCAAAGAGUCAGAUCUGAAGGACAUGUCGCUCAUGGUGCUGCGAACCAAAGGCCCCGCUAAGCUCCCCAAGGGAUACAAGCUUACCAUGCACAUUUCUCAGAGCGACGCAGAGAGUGUCAGAGUCUUCAGGACCAAAUCCACUGGAGCAGAUGCCAUGUCAAACAUCUUCCAGAACUAUGCAACGAGGGACUACCCACUGGUGCUGAGCAGCGAGGUCCUGUCACAGGAAGUGCCUUACCUCGGAGGUGAAGCAGAGAUGAAGUUUUACGUGGAGGGCCUGAGGUUUCCUGACAAAGACUUCAAUGGCCUCAUCAGCAUCAACCUCAGUCUGUUAGAGCCCAUCAGUAAAUGUUUCCCUGAGACGCCAAUUUUCACUGACAAAGUAAUGUUUAAGGUGGCACCCUGGAUCAUGACACCCAACACCUUGAAGCCUGUUGAGGUAUUUGUGUGCAGCACAAAAGAUAACUACACUUUCCUGAAAGGAAUGAGGAACCUUGUUUCAAAUAGCGGCUACAAGCUGAAGAUUUGCCAUGAGUAUUUGAACAGAGGAGAUCGUUGGAUGCAGGAUGAGCUGGAGUUUGGUUACAUUGACUCACCUCAUCACUGGUUUCCUGUUGUUCUGGAUUCUCCUCGAGAUGGAAAACUUGAGGACUUUCCAUAUGAAGAGCUACUGGGACCCGACUUUGGCUAUGUGACGAGGGUGGCCGAGAGAAAGGACGUGAGCACCAUGGACUCGUUCGGUAAUCUGGAGGUUAGCCCUCCUGUUACUGUGAAUGGGAAAAACUACUCCCUUGGCAGGAUCAUCAUUGGAGUGGCCUUCCCUACGGCAACUAAAGGACGCAACAUGACCAAAGUAGUUCAAGACUUCCUGUGGGCUCAGCAAGUUCAGGAGCCCAUUGCCUUAUAUUCUGACUGGCUUGUCGUCGGCCAUGUUGAUGAGUUCAUGACUUUUGUUCCUGCACCUGACAGAAAGGGCUUCCGCCUGCUGCUGGCCAGCCCGGACGCAGGCUUCAAGCUAUUCAGAGAUUUACAGAAAGAUGGGCACGGACAAGCCAAACUGUUUGAUGGUCUGGAAGAUGAAGAGCCAAUAUCAGUGGAUGACAUAGUGAAUGACGACAAAUUCCAUAAUCAAAAUAUCUACGUACAGGGCUGUAUCGACUGGAACAGGGAUGUACUGAAGAGAGAACUUGGUCUGGAGGACGAGGACAUCAUCGAUCUGCCCAUAUUAUUCAAGUUGGUGGAUGACCACGGCGUGUACAGAGCAGUGGCUUACUACCCCGACAUGGUAAACAUGAUUGUUUUGGGGAAAAACCUUGGCAUCCCAAAGCCCUUUGGGCCCCGGGUGAAUGGCCGUUGCGUCUUGGAGGCUGAGAUGUGUUCCCUGAUGGAGGGCCUUGGCCUCAGCUGCACGUUCAUUGACAACUUUGCCUCCUACCACAAGCUGCUGGGAGAGGUGCACUGUGGCUCCAACGUCAUCAGGGAACCAUAUGACUUCAAGUGGUGGAACCUGGAGAUGUGAGCGGUGGACAGAGGAGGAGAAAAGUUGCUAUGCAGUAGAUUGAGAGGAGAUUUGAGUUUAUUUCAGCUUGAUGUCUUAAAAAACAUAAAAUGCUUGUUAAACUUCAGUUUUGUGUGCAAAAAUACCACAAAGGUUUGAUGUGUGUGUCUUCAAAUGCAUUAAACAUUUUUAUUGGCUUAA